Molecule: messenger RNA, 837 nt
Organism: Salmo salar (Atlantic salmon)
Lineage: Eukaryota; Metazoa; Chordata; Actinopteri; Salmoniformes; Salmonidae
Source: RefSeq, a predicted model, not a curated record
AUGCCCUUACCUACCCCCUAUACCUCCACCUCCACCCCAACCAUCACACCCCCUUACCUACCCCCUAUAUCUUCACCUCCACCCCAAACAUCACAUCCCCUUACCUACCCUCCAUAUCUCCACCUCCAACCCUACCAUCACACCUCCUUACCUAACCACGAUACCUCCAUCUCCUCCCCAACCACCACAUCCCCUUACCUACCCCCUAUACCCCCACCCCAACCAUCACCCCCCACCUACCCUCUAUACCUCCACCCCAACCACCCUCCCCACAUACCCCUUACAGCUCCACACCCACCUACCUACCCCCUAUACCUCCAGCCCAACCAUCACACUCCCUUACCUAUCUCCUAUACCUCCACCCCAACCAUCACACCCACCUACCUUGCCCUCAUACCUCCUCCCCAACCAUCACACCCCCUACCUACCCCCUAUACCUCCACCCCAACCAUCACACCCCCAGCUACCCGUUAUACCUCCACCCCAAACAUCACACCCUCGACCUUCCCUAUACCUCCACACCAACCCCCCAACUACCCUCAUACUUCCACCCCAACCAUCACACCCCCUACCUUCCCCCUAUACCUCCACAACAACCCCCCAACUACCCUCAUACCUCCUCCCCAACCAUCACAUCCCAUACCUAUCUCUGUCCUCCACCCCAACCAUCACACCCCCUACCUACCCGUUAUACCUCCACCCCAACCAUCACACCCUCGACCUAACCCCUAUACAUCCACACCAACCCCCCCAAUUACCCUCAUACUUCCAUCCCAACCAUCACACCCCCUACCUACCCGUUAUACCUCCACCCCAUCCAUCACACCCUCGACCUAA